Molecule: messenger RNA, 1689 nt
Organism: Onychostruthus taczanowskii (white-rumped snowfinch)
Lineage: Eukaryota; Metazoa; Chordata; Aves; Passeriformes; Passeridae
Gene: TMEM9B
Product: TMEM9 domain family member B
Exons: 5
Coding region: 108-677 (189 amino acids)
Biological process (GO): positive regulation of canonical NF-kappaB signal transduction
Cellular component (GO): lysosomal membrane
Source: RefSeq, a predicted model, not a curated record
GCCGCACGUGAGGGCGGCGGCAGGCGGAAGUGAUGGCGGCGGGGGCCCGGCGGCGGCGCGGCGGCGGCAAGCGGCGGUAAAGCGGCCACAGAGCGGCGGGGCCCGACAUGGCGGCCCGCGGGGCGCGCCUCUGCUCGCUGCUGCUGCUGCUGGCCGCACUGGCAGGCCUGGGCGCCGAGGCCAAGAACUCUGAGGAUGUCCGGUGUAAAUGCAUCUGCCCUCCUUACAAGGACCACUCAGGCCAUAUUUACAACAAAAAUGUUUCACAGAAAGACUGUGAUUGUCUCCAUGUGGUGGAGCCUAUGCCUGUCCCUGGACCUGAUGUAGAAGCUUAUUGUUUACGUUGUGAGUGCAAAUAUGAGGAGAGAAGCUCAGUCACAAUUAAGGUGACAAUCAUCAUAUACCUGUCCAUUUUGGGCCUGCUUCUUCUCUACAUGGUGUACCUUACCCUGGUGGAACCCAUCCUGAAGAGGCGCCUCCUUGGACAUUCACAGCUCAUACAAAGUGAUGAAGACAUUGGGGACCACCAGCCCUUCGCCAACGCCCACGACGUGCUGGCGCGCUCGCGCAGCCGCGCCAACGUGCUCAACAAGGUGGAGUACGCGCAGCAGCGCUGGAAGCUCCAGGUGCAGGAGCAGCGCAAGUCUGUCUUCGACCGGCACGUCGUGCUCAGCUAAGCGGGGCUCAGGGAAGGAGCCCCAGGGAUGUGCUCUGCUGCAAAGAGCUGACAGAAGUCUUCCUGAUCCUGCCAAUUCAGAAGAGUUUUCUUGAAUGAUUUGUUUUUGAUUAAAAAAAAAAAAACAACAAAUUAAAGAAGUGUUUGAACUUUGAAGGGAUGUACUGGAGUGGAAGGAGUUUAAACACAUUAUUUAACCAAAAGCUUAAAUCUUUAUGUUUUCAAAUGGCUUUUGCUAACAAAACUGGAAAGAAAACAAACCCUAAGAUUCCUUGGGUUGCCACUGUGGUACAUUAUUUACAGUUGUGACUUUAUGGUGGUUUUUAACUAUAUAUUUCUCUCUACUAUUUAUGUGGUUAAAAAGUACCUGGGAACACAGUAAUAACUUGCAACUCACUAAUCACUUUAUGUAAAAACCUUUUGUAAAUAUACUUGGAUUUUCUGCUGAUUGAUGCUAGGUACUGGAAAUCAAAAUCUUGCAGUGUAGUUUUUGGUCUCGGAGAAUGAAACCCUGCUGGCUGUGUUCAUUUGGUUUCUUGCACUCGUACUUUCAAGAUGCUUGUAUGGCAAGUGAUGUCUGCAGACUUGAGGCAAAACACAAGUAGACACUGACUCCUGGAGCUGCAUAUUUCAAGUACUGUGAUGUAGAUAAAUUCAAAUGCAGUGCACAUUCAAGACAGUGUUGACAUUUUGUUCUAUUUUGCUUUAACAGCUUAAUAUAUUGUAGGUGUAUGAUAGCUCUUAUAAAAUCUUUCCCUUUCUUUUCAUGGGUAAAGUCUCAGGAGUUAGUAUAAGAUGAAAUAUUUAUUAUAAGAACCUUCCUGCAUUUGUUUGGAUUGAUGGUGUAAGGCACAUACUUUCUCUAGCACCUGUCAUCUUGGGAGUUAGGUGUAUUUUUUUAUCUGUGACUCUGUACUCAUCUCUCUUCAGAGGUUAUACAGUUGCUGGAUGACUAACUUUCAUAUAUCCCCUUUGGAAUGUAACAAUUAAAGAUAAAAGUGAUUUUUGAAAAA